Exophiala oligosperma is the source of this 1342-nucleotide messenger RNA. RefSeq lists its product as uncharacterized. Bases 1 to 939 code for a protein of 312 amino acids. The transcript has a single exon. The record is from RefSeq and is a predicted model, not a curated record. Lineage: Eukaryota; Fungi; Ascomycota; Eurotiomycetes; Chaetothyriales; Herpotrichiellaceae.
AUGUCUUCUCAAUUCGAUGAAGAGUGGAAGACUCGCGCCCUCGCGGCGUUGAGUGAGAUCGCGCCAGCUUUGCUGGCAGAGGAGGCUCGCCUCCAAAAAAUCAUCAGCGACUAUGGCCGCACCUCCCAGGCCGGGGAGGUGCGUGCCGUCAUGCGGCAAAUGCGGUCGUACUUCGACCUAGACGCUUUCGUCGACACUCCGGCGUUGGAUGGCGUCUUGCGGUCGCCGUCCCCUUCCCCUCCUCCUCCCUCUCCGGCUGCGAAAGAAGCAGCGGCAGCAACAGCGACAACAACAACAGCAGCAGCAGCAGCACCGGCGGCGGCGGCGGCUCCUGCCUCUCUUCUGGUGCCUGCUGUUCCUUACGCGACGGCCUCGCCUCCCUUCAUUUUUCCCGCUCUGCCUUCUCCUCCCGCGCCCUCUCUCCCUCCUGCUGUUCCUUCUCUCCAGCAGACGAGCACCAUCGCAACCGCCGCCGCCGCCGCCGAUGAUGACGACGCACCGGCGCCAACAAGGCGUCGUGCACCAGCUCUAGCCAAGAGAAAGGCUGUUGCUGUCGAAAAAGCCAAUGCCUCUGAUGGGCCAACGGCACCAAAACGCCAACGACGAGAAGAGGCCGUGAGGGAUGCUCCUCUCAAGAAGCCAAUCACGGAGGCGAUCCGAGGGCAGGCAACGUUGCCAAAUUCGACAACGGUCCUCAGCAACAGAAAUAAAGAAUCAAAGACAUUGCAGUGGAGGUUCGUUUGCGACGUCAAAAACUGCGAUGUCCACAGAAGCACACCAGGAGAUUUCCAUGCUCACAUGAAGAACAAACACCAGCGCACGAAUGGAUUUUCAAUUAAAAGAGCAUGCCCACCUGCUGAGCUCUACUGGAUAGCAGAGGACGAGGCUGGAAAGGUCUACUCAGGAGAAAUAUUCCAAUUGGACAAGUCGAAGAAAUAGGCAAGACACCAGGGACAUCAAUGCGAGCCAGCAUAGCAAAGAGAUGAGACAACAUGAAGGAGAAAUCGUCAAGAAAAUUAAAGUGAGCAGCAUAGCACAGAGAUGAGACGCCUUGAAGAAAGCUCAGAGAUUCAUGUGAAGUUGGAAUUACAAACAGAAGAGAAGUUCUCAGUAGCACGAUGAGGAUAGAGAUCAGGAGAAUCGUGCACAUAUGAAAUACGAGAACUUGCUCCCAAAAAGCACAAUUCGUGAGCCGGAAGUGGUUGGCCAGUAGUCAAGUACUAGGGGCUGUAUGAAGUGUGACGCAGAACAAACAUUGCAAGCAUCUCUCCAAUUCCUUUCUCAAUUCAUCACUGCGUGCCAUACUACAACUAUUUUCUCUUCGUCGCCAUCUGUUUCUGCU